Molecule: messenger RNA, 2557 nt
Organism: Tachysurus vachellii
Lineage: Eukaryota; Metazoa; Chordata; Actinopteri; Siluriformes; Bagridae
Product: antigen peptide transporter 2-like
Exons: 11
Coding region: 285-2429 (714 amino acids)
Biological process (GO): transmembrane transport
Cellular component (GO): membrane
Molecular function (GO): ATP binding; ABC-type oligopeptide transporter activity; ATP hydrolysis activity
Source: RefSeq, a predicted model, not a curated record
GCGUCUAUUACAACUACAUUGAAUCUAGCGAUAUUUAGAGACACCUUAUUAUGUAAAUAGCAGGAUGCGCGUCAAUAUCACGUGACCUAUAAUUUACAUAUGAUUCUAUAUGCACUAUUUAUUAUACAUGAUGCCGUGCUUUCUGACUUUAUGGGCAUUUGGAAAACCCCUGUAAUGAAAUUGAAAUUGAAAGUAAACCUUCAGUGAAACUUCAGUGUCGGGAACGUUUAGGAGAAUACCUUUACUUAUACCGAUCUAGAUACAUCGAUUUAAUUAUAAACAAUAUGUCGAAACUUCUGGUGGCUGUUCUUGCUGUAUUCACGGAUUUGGUCGUCGUCUAUGUGCUGGACCUGGUGUUCACACACCUGAGAGGUAAAGUGAGCAGUUUGGACGGUGGAGGUGACCUGGUGAGACAGUGGACUGAGGCGGUGCUGCGAUGCGCGUUGCUCUGCUCACUGUUCUACUGGAAGGAUGUGAGAGAGCGGCUGAUGAAGCGAUGGGUUAUGGCCCACUGUUUUAUCACUCCUGUGUAUGAAACAGGUCGUUUGACUCUGUUUGGUAACUGGCCGAUGGAAAAGUUUGCUAUGUGGAUGGUCGGCAGUGUGGCUGCUGCUUUGGGAUGCCUGUUUUGGGAGACGCUCUUACCAGAGUCUAAUGAGGAAAGCAGAGGCAAAGAGAACAAGCAGAAAGCUCGAGUGCUCUUCAUGAGAGUGAUCCACUUGUACAAACCUGACUACCUGUUUUUAUUCGGGGCAUCUAUAUUUCUAGCCUUAGCUGUCCUUUGUGAGAUGUUUAUUCCACUCUACACAGGAAAGUUGAUCGAUAUCCUGCAGACUAAGUACAGCUGGGAUGAAUUUCUCUCUGCAAUAAUAUUAAUGACAUUCUUCUCUUUUGGAAGUUCUUUCAGCGCAGGUUGUCGAGGAGGCCUGUUCAUGUGUGCUAUUGGCAGAUUUAUAUGUAGGGUGAAGCAUCAACUCUUCAGCUGCUUACUUAAGCAGGAAAUUGGAUUCUUUGAGACUACAAAGACAGGUGACAUCACAAGCAGACUGUCCACAGACACUAAUCUCAUGGCCCGAGCUUUAGCCCUUAAUAUGAACGUCCUUCUGCGAACCUUGAUUAAAACUCUGGGGAUGUUGUACCUGAUGUCUAGUCUGUCCUGGAAGCUCACUGUACUGACUCUGAUGGAGACGCCUUUAACUGGACUACUACAGAACAUCUAUGACACACAUUACCAGAGACUUUCAAUGAAGGUGCAGGACUCCAUAGCAAGGGCAAAUGAUGCUGCAGGAGAGGCUGUGUCAAGCAUCAGGACUGUAAAGAGCUUUAACGCAAAGCAGAGUGAGAAGAGUCGCUAUGAUGAGAGGCUGAUGGACACGCAUAAUAUAAAGACGCAGCGGGACACAGUCAGAGCAUUGUACCUGCUGGUGAGGAGGCUCACAGAAUUGGGAGUGAAGGUGGCUAUGUUAUACUAUGGUCACCUGUUUGUAAAAUAUGGACAGAUGACCACAGGAAAUCUGGUCUCAUUCAUCCUCUACCAUUCAGAUCUUGCAGACAGCAUUCGGACUUUGAUUUAUAUAUUUGGAGACAUGCUGAACUCUGUGAGUGCCUCUGGGAAGGUCUUUGAGUACCUGGAUCGCAGACCUGAAGUUAGCACAGAUGGGACUCUGAAGCCAGAGGAACUGAAGGGACACAUCAGCUUCCAGAAUAUCACCUUUGCAUAUCCAACACGUCCUGACCGCAUUGUGCUUGAGGACUUCAGUUUGGAGCUGAAACCCGGUAAAAUGACUGCUCUAGUGGGGAUUUCUGGUGGUGGAAAGAGCACUUGUGUCAGUCUGCUGCAGAAGUUUUACCAGCCACAGCAUGGACACAUCCUGCUAGAUGGACAGCCUCUGCAGAACUACCAGCACAAAUACCUGCACAACAAGCUUGUUGCUGUGGGUCAGGAGCCUGUUCUCUUCUCCGGCACCAUACGAGACAAUAUAUCUUACGGAUUACCAGACUGUUCACUCGCGAAAAUAGAGGAAGCAGCACGCAAAGCCAAUGCACAUGAAUUCAUCUGCCAGUUUCAGAAAGGUUAUGACACAGAUGUUGGAGAACGAGGAAGUCUUCUUGGUAGCAGUCAGAAGCAGCGCAUUGCGAUUGCUAGAGCACUAAUAAGACAGCCACAGGUUAUAUUACUGGAUGAGAUCACAAGCUUUCUGGAUCCUAAGAGUGAACAAAUGGUCCAACAAGCCCUGGCCAACUGCCCCAAUCAGACCUUACUGGUGAUUGCACACAGACUGAAGACCAUUGAGAAGGCAGACCAGAUUAUUGUGAUUGACCAGGGGAUGAUUGUGGAGCAAGGCAGCCACCAGGAACUCAUGGAGAAGAAGGGACAUUACUACAAACUGAAAGAAAAACUCUUUACUGAAAAUAACAGUAACAGUUAAUGUGAAACAUGUUUCACUAAUGUGAAAUAAAGUCUAAUAUUAAACCUGGAGGCAUGGACACUUCAGCAGUAUACAGUACAGCUGUAAUCAUAAACAACAAUAGAUGUUUUUGGUAUUUGACAAUGUCU